UUUAACUUCUUUGGCAGCUUCAGUUAGACUUUGACAAACGAAGUCAAAAUAACUUUUCCUCAUAUUUUUAUUUUCAGUUAUUGAAAUACAUGUAUUCAUGCACUUUUUACUGCCAGUUGCCUUACAAAAAAAUUUAAUGAAAAAUUCUCUGUUUCAGACGAGUUAGUUACCAAAAUCAUCAAUGUCAAGUUUAUUUGUAGCACUUCUAAAAACAGAUAGAAACGGCAAAAAAGUUAAUUCUGGAGAUACAUAUAAACUAUGAAACCUAUAAAAAGCCAGAAUAAUGACAGACAUUUUUCAAUAAAGUUUUUAUUACUUUCUUCAAAUGUAAAAGUUUACGAAUAAGAUAGGCUACAUUCAGAUUGCAGCCGGAAAUAAAUUUUUUUGUGAAAUCUGAUUUUUAUUUUUUUGCGUGGUCCAAAUAUAUGCGACUGCAAACGGCCUGAAAGUGUCCCGCAUGCGCAGUGGAAGGCGCAAUAACGCCACUCAUACGGAGCGUGCUCACUGUUUAGCUUACCGCCAUGAAGAAGAAGAAGAAGAAGUGCUCAAUGUUUGCGGAAGUGAAGAUCAAGGAUCAGAAUGCAUGUUAGCACCGUUACGCUUCACUUCCUGCUCUUCUUGCACCUUCUUCUUCCUGUUGACAUGGAGGAAGAGGAGGAUAAAGUCCCUCUGGAGGUCAUCACUGAGAGCUCUCCCUGCAGCAUGACCUGUGGACUGGGGGUCAAAACACAAACUCUGUGCUUGCUAAAGGACGGCAAGGCAGCGAUGGAAAACACAGAAGGAAAGGAGGGCAGUAAGUCCAGCAUAUCAAAGACAUGUAGGAGCCAACAAGUGCAGUGUGUGGAGUCGUGGCAGUGUGGACUGAAGACCAUGACCGUGACCUCCGGUCAGCGAGUGGAGAUCGACUGUUUGGGAGAAGUCAUGGCGGCAAUGGGAGCGUUCUCCUGGAGGGUUUCGUGGCGUUACGCUCGAGGAGUAAUCAGCUCGGACGAUUCUCUGUUUGAUCGCUGGAAGGCCCCUGAUCUGCAUCGAGUGGUUCUGGACCCCGUCAGAGAGAAGGAUGCAGGUACGUAUCGCUGUGACGUUCAGGACACCAACUAUCGCAGAAGGAAGACAGUUUACUGGGGUGUCCGUGUUUUACCGGCGGGGGUCGUCAACCUGGACUACCAAAGCUCUCUGUCGCAGUGGGACGUGCCUGGAAGACUGGCCGACGGCAGCGGUGUGCUGCAGCUGGCCGCCGGGAGAGUUCUCCUCUACGCUGUGGUGAUUUGUUUCAUCUUGACAGGCUUCUGGAUUGGACUAAUAUUCCUGUACAAGACAGUACGCUGCAGACGGCAGAAAAAUGAAAGAAAGACAGAGAUGAUGCAGUUGGAAAAAUAUAUUUUAAAAUAAAUAAAGUUUUUCAAAGCGCAAA
This is a messenger RNA of Xiphophorus couchianus (Monterrey platyfish), 1414 nucleotides long. RefSeq names its product transmembrane protein 81 (gene tmem81). The coding region runs from base 580 to 1392 and encodes 270 amino acids. The transcript has 6 exons. The record is from RefSeq and is a predicted model, not a curated record. Lineage: Eukaryota; Metazoa; Chordata; Actinopteri; Cyprinodontiformes; Poeciliidae.